AUGGGAGAAUUGCAGCCUGUGCGUAUGCACAAACCUGUGUACAUGCACACCAAGGAUAGCAUUAUGACUGCUGUGGCUCCUAUGGAGAUUCGUGUCUUCUCCGACUUGGUGAACAAAGCAAGGGUAGUAGAAGGCUAUGCCAAGACCAUGGCGGCAUCCAAGGACACUCAUGGAGGGAGCUCUAGUCGUGGGCGUGGCAAGUACUUCCAUCCAAAAGGACAAAGCUUCAAAAGAAGAGGAUAUGCACCUCAAGGCCAAGGGGGCUUCAGAAGGAACAAUCAGAAUCAGUUUCAGUAUGCUAAGGGGAGAGGAAAUCAGAGUGGUUGCUUCCAUUGUGGGUUACCUAGCCACAUUGCGAGGGAUUGCACUCAUGGGAGGAAUCAGAAUGCGGGCCAGAGUCAACAUCAAGGUCGAGUCUUUGCUGUAGAUGCCAAGGAUGCUUCCAAGGCGGAUCUGUUGAUGAGAGGUAUUUGUUUAUUUGGUUAUAAGACUUUAAUUGCAUUAUAUGAUACUAGAGCAUCGCAUUUUUUUAUCUCGUUUGCUAAAGUUGAGGAACUAGGCUUGAAAGUGUCAGAGUUACCUUUUGAUCUGCAUGUACAUACUCCACAUCAGACAAUUAUGACUAGGUCAGGUUGUAGACAAGUAGGUUUCAAGCUUGAGGGUAGAGACUUUGUGCAUGAUUUGAUAUGUUUACCUAUGGUUGGGUUGGAGAUGAUUUUGGGGUUCGAUUGGCUGUCGAAGAAUCGGAAAGAGUGUCAGGGUUACAUCUUGUUAACUGCUAAUGCUUCGGACGAUACCCAAGGCUUAGACAAGAUUCCGGUGGUUAGGGAUUUUUCGGAGGUAUUUCCGGAAGAUAUUCCUGAAUUUCCACCUCAAAGAGAGAUCGAGUUUGCGAUUGAAUUGGUGCCGGGAGCCGGACCAGUGUCGAUUGCACCCUAUAGGAUGGCUCCGAAAGAACUGACCGAGUUAAAGGUUCAGUUGGAAAAACUUCUGACCAAGAAGUUCAUUCGAUCGAGUGUAUCACCGUAG
This is a messenger RNA of Arachis duranensis, 1029 nucleotides long. RefSeq lists its product as uncharacterized. The transcript is spliced from 2 exons. Bases 1 to 1029 code for a protein of 342 amino acids. The record is from RefSeq and is a predicted model, not a curated record. NCBI's taxonomy places the organism in Eukaryota, Viridiplantae, Streptophyta, Magnoliopsida, Fabales, Fabaceae. Gene Ontology annotation, molecular function: zinc ion binding; nucleic acid binding.